This is a messenger RNA of Aspergillus fischeri NRRL 181, 3024 nucleotides long. RefSeq lists its product as uncharacterized. The record is from RefSeq and is a predicted model, not a curated record. The coding region runs from base 1 to 3024 and encodes 1007 amino acids. Lineage: Eukaryota; Fungi; Ascomycota; Eurotiomycetes; Eurotiales; Aspergillaceae. The transcript has 3 exons.
AUGGACCUAUUUCUCUACAAUCCCACCUACCAGGUCUGGAUCUGCACCGCACCUCGCUGCCAGUAUGCCAUCUCACCCCAGACCCUACUGGGCCACCUCCGCACCCGCCACCAGUCCCAUCCUACUGUGGCCACGCCUGCUCUCUGUCAGGCGGUGCUGACCGAGAUGCUCCAGCAGCCAUGGGCAGACCUGAGCCAGGGGCCCUGCCCCCAGCCCUCCACUGGGGACCCCCCCGUGCCAGGCCUGCCAGUGUACCAGGGGCGCGGGUGCCCCCACUGCCCCUACAUCUGCCGGGCCCUGGCCGGGCUUCAGGACCACCGUGCCCGGAAACAUAAGGACCAGGAUGGAUACUGGGGCCAGGGUAAACUUUCAGCAGCUCAGGCCCAGGCCCGGGCCCAGGCCCGCCUGGCAGAUCGUGUGGUUAGCUGCCAGCGGUUCUACCAUGCUGGGCCAGGGAGCCAUUUCUUUGAGGUGACCUGCGCUGCCCAGCCAAGCCAGCAGGCCCUGCUAGCCGCCCCCCAGACCCCUGCUGAGCGCAUCUGCGCUCAUAUAGACCAGGCCCUGUGGGAGGCGGAGGCGGCAGCUACACUAGUAAAUGGCCAGGUCCCUAGCCUAGAAGGCCACCCAACUGAGGUCUCUCCCUGGCUGGAGCUGACCCGCUGGCCAGAGUACCUACGCGGGCAGGAUCUAACUGCAGUGGCCCUGCUCAGAUGCCCAGCAGACCCAGUGCAGGAGCCCCUGCUUGCCCUAUUCAGUGCUAGUGUCGAGCGGCUGAUCUGGCAGGCCUACCAGACCAUCCGGAGCGGCCAGAUCAAUGAAUUUAACCAGGUCCAGAUCAAUACCUUCUUUCGCGAGCCCAGGGUCUGGAACCAGCCCAUCCAGAUCCACCUCCAGCUGAAGACCUAUCGCCAGUACUGCCAGGUCUGGCAGCAGCUGGUCUGCUUCGCCUACCGCAGCACCAGACCCAACCAGCCCAUCCAGCUGCGCCACCAGCUGAACACCACCCAGCUGGCCGCGCUGGACCAGAUGGAGGACACCCUGAUGGCCUUCCUUACAGUGCUAGGGGUGGACCCUGCAUGCCAGACCUUCCGGGAGCCCUACAGCUAUACCAGUUACCUCUCCAGACUGGUCAAGAUGGCCCAGAUGCUGGUGGCCCUGCAGGCAGUCCACCUAACUAGGGCUGGUGUGGUCAGCCACCCUGCAGAUGCCCUGGAUGAGAUGCGCGAGCGCUUCCUGCUGUAUGGGGUAUGUGCCCCCUUUGGCUGGAUCACACGGCUGCGCACCUACGGGAAGAAGAUCCAGAAUAGCACCACCAGCCUAGGCUAUAUCUACUGGAGUGAUGAUGAGCAGACCCUCAGCUAUAAAGACCUGCGGCUCAGCAUGCGGGGGCUAUGCCAGUUCAUUGCCAGCCAGGUGCAACUAGCCCAGGCAGACCUGGCACAGCUCUUCCUCCUCCAUGAGGAGGAGAUAAGGGAGGAGAUAGUGCCCCAGCUAGCCCUACAUAAGCUGCAGGAUGACCCCACGAAGAACCAGCGGGGCUGGAACUUCCUGCAGGACCAGCAGACCCGGGCUGCCCUGCCUACCAUAGGGGAACAGUGGCUGCUUGAUCGUGUGCUAGGGACUGACUGGCUCCAGGAGGAGUUCCUGCAGCUACACCAGAUUGGCCAGCAGGACCAGGUGCUCUGGCAGGCAGGGGCAGUAGACCAGUACCUACAGCAGGUAAAAGUAUUCCUAGAGCACCUGCUUCUGCUAGUCCAUAUGACUGGGGGGCAGCCAGCCCAGGCCACAGAGCUACUCAGCCUGCGCCAUAGCAAUACCCUCCAUGGCCGCCACCGCAAUAUAUUUAUUGAGCACGGGCUCGUGAGCACCGUCACCACCUACCAUAAGGGGUAUUCUAUUAAUAACACCACCAAGAUCAUCCACCGGUAUCUGCCAAAGGCCGUUAGUGAGCUAGUAGUCUACUACCUAUGGCUUAUCCUGCCCUUCUGCCAGGCCCUGCAGAAGCUGGUCUAUGGGCAGAAGGGCCCGGCCUCUGCCUUCCUAUGGCCGGCGGGGGAGGGGAGCUGGGAUAGCAGCCAGCUGCGCAAGGUCCUCCAGCGUGAGGCACAGACCCAUCUACAGACCAAGAUGAAUAUCCUGUCCUACCGGCACGCAGCUAUUGCCAUCUCCCGCGUACACCUGAAAUGUGGGGGGUUUAAGCGGGACUAUGGGGCAGAUGAUGCAGCCUUUAAUGAGCAGGCUAGCCAUGGGUCCUGGAUUGCAGGCACUGUAUAUGCGCGGGGGCUACAGGAGGCACCAGGCCAUGUAGAGGCACGACGGCGCCAAUACCAGGCCAUUAGUCGCGAAUGGCAUGGGUUCCUGGGGUUUGAGACCUACCUAGGGCCCCGUAAACAGCCGGCGCAGGAUGACCUUAGGCAUGAUAGUAGUGCCAUCCUAAUACCUCAAGCAUUCGAUAAGCCACUGCCUAUAUUACCAUCUCAUUCUAAUGGCCUGCUCUGCCAGCAAGAUCCUUAUUACUUAUUCAUUACCUCUACCAUGGAAUCUAUGCGUAAGCAUUGGCGAACUAUUCAUGAGUGGUCCCAGCAGACCCAUCGCGGGCGGGCAGGCCUAAAGGAGAAGGCUAGGGGUGAGGCAGAGCUACAGCAGUCAUUCCAAUAUGUCUCAUGGCAGCAGGUGUUCCCUAGUGGUCCAGGGUCACACUAUAUCCAUAUUCGCUAUCCAGAUAGGCAGCCACCCGCCCCAUCCACCGACCAUAUCCAGACUGCAGUGGAUGAGGUGGUACAGGCCUGGGAGCAGGCGCAGGCCCGGGCUAAGGCCGAUCAGGCCAUCCAGGCCAGCCAGUUGACGGACGCGAACCCCUGGCUGCGCAUGACUCGGUGGGCCGAUUACCUGCAGGGCAUCCAGGCCCAUGACCUGCUAGCCUGCGUGGCGGCCCCGGAGGAAGACCCCACAGAUGCUAUAGAGCAGGCAGUGCAGGUGAUCUAUCCCACAGGGGGGCGGCGACUGUACUUGACACCGAUAUAG